UUCAAACGCCUUUGACUCCGUAUAUUGUUCGUUGUGUUACGCGUUGAGAAAUUAUGAACGGCUGUUACAAAAAACCCAAGUUUUGGACAGAUUUCUUGGCCAUGCUCCAUUUUAAAAGAAAAGGAUUACCCGGUCUACCAACGUCAGGUGUCACAAUGCGCGAGAAGAAAAGUGGAGCGUUAUCCCGAAUGCAGAAACUUCGGAAGAGGCUCUCACACUCCUUUGGACGAUUAUGUAAGUUCAAAUAAGAUCCCGUAUUUCA
Messenger RNA from Acanthoscelides obtectus, 262 nucleotides. The record is from the annotation of a GenBank genome assembly. Lineage: Eukaryota; Metazoa; Arthropoda; Insecta; Coleoptera; Chrysomelidae.